Molecule: messenger RNA, 165 nt
Organism: Symbiodinium pilosum
Lineage: Eukaryota; Dinophyceae; Suessiales; Symbiodiniaceae
Source: the annotation of a GenBank genome assembly
AUGAGAAGGCAGUGUAGACGCAGCUGCAACCUCUGCGCUCCUGGCCGCCCAGGUGAGGGCAGGCAAGAGUGCCGCGGCCUCAACCAGCCAUGCUGGAUCAACGCGCAGUGCUGCUCUGCAAGAUGUGCCGUGAACACGUAUCACUGCCGGCCAGUCGGUCGAUGA